Messenger RNA from Salvia miltiorrhiza (redroot sage), 1152 nucleotides. RefSeq lists its product as uncharacterized. Lineage: Eukaryota; Viridiplantae; Streptophyta; Magnoliopsida; Lamiales; Lamiaceae. Gene Ontology annotation, molecular function: small GTPase binding. The transcript has 6 exons. Gene Ontology annotation, cellular component: Golgi apparatus; membrane. Gene Ontology annotation, biological process: vesicle-mediated transport. The record is from RefSeq and is a predicted model, not a curated record. Bases 161 to 961 code for a protein of 266 amino acids.
CUAAAACAAAAUAAAACUAAACGUGCACUUUGGCGAAAUCUGCAACUUAUCACGCAUUCACAAUUUCGCCCCAACUUUUCUUCUUAAUUCAGCAAUUGACCCCACUAUAAUAUGAAUAUUAUCGCGAAACUCUCUCUCUUCUGCUGAGUUGCUUGAAUCAAUGGACGAAUCCUUCACCAACAUCCCCAGCAGCCACUUUGUUGGCUCCGUGCCGGCUGUUGUUAGUGAAGAUAAGAAAACCGCUAACCCGGAAGUUCCAGGAGCAAACUUGCAAAUAUUUCCUCCCAAUACCAAUAAUCAGGGCUACCAAACGAUUGGCGGUCCCAGUGAUGAUGGUGGUCAACAGCCAACAAACAACUGGAAGGGAGUAUUCAGCAUCUAUUCAUACACACAAUAUUUUAAUGUAGACACCGACGUUGUUUUAAACAGAUUGAUAAGUUCUUUGUAUCCUACAACUGGAGACUUUGUCAACAAGAUUGAUGCAAACCCAGACCUCUAUGGGCUUGUCUGGAUCUCUACUACAUUGGUUUUUUUGAUUGCCUCCCUUGGGAAUUGUGCCACCUACUUAAUGAACAGCAAAGGCAACCCAAAUAUCACAUGGGCAUUUGAUGUCAACUAUGUAAAUGUGGCAGCAGGCUCUAUUUAUGGAUAUGCUCUCGUAGUUCCUCUGGGAUAUUACUUUUUACUUCAGUACUUGGGUGCAAGUGUCAGCCUCGUACGCUUUUGGUGCUUGUGGGGAUAUUCCCUUUUCAUUUUCAUCUUGACUUCUUUUCUGUUGCUGAUUCCCCUUGAAUUUCUUCGGUGGAUUAUCAUAUUGAUUGCUGGUGCUGCAUCAGCCAGCUUUGUCAGUUUGAACCUCAAGAAUUACAUACAAACCACUGAUACGAUGAUUGUGGUUGUCUCUGCAUUCGUGCUGCAAAUGGGUUUGUCGAUCUUCAUCAAGAUGUGGUUUUUCCCCUAGCUUGGUACUCACGUAUGGUAAGGUGUCGUAGCUUUUUAUGUUUGAAUACAGAACUGGACUUGCAAGCCUUGUAAACGUUCUUUUCCACCGUUUAGCAUAUAGUUGGUUACUUGUGUAUUUUAAGCAGUGGUGUCUGUAUAUUCUCAAAUGCUUUUGGUUGGAACUUUGGAAGGAUGCUGGUUUUUGGUCAA